CACUAAAAUCCAAUUUGCAUGAUGAUUUGGAACGCGGUGUAUUUUCACCAAAAGCCAAACACUGCUAUCAAUAAAAUUAUUCUUACAAGGCUAGCCUCCGUGUAUAUCCUUACCAAGGUUAUCCCACCCAUUCAGAAGAAGUGGAGGAGAAGACAACUGUCCUAUCUGCUUGGAGUUACCUGCCUUUGUUUGGACCGAUAAAUGCCUCACCGGAGAAGUUGGCUAACAUGUCGAGGAGUCAGCCGUUGAAAAAUUAAUACAGCUGCUUCCACAGAAUAAGCACCAAACCUGCUUAAACAACCCAUACUAGAGGAACAAAAGGGAUACAAUGGAGCCCACAUCCCCAGUGAAGGAGAAGUAUUUCAUUGUGAUACGCGGGAAGUCAAGGAAAGGCUUCUGCCGUGGAUGUAUCGGCCGUGUGGAGGCAGAGAUACAGCCAGGGGAGCUGAUGGGGCUGCUGUACAGCAGUGGCAGCAACGCAGGGAGUCCCAAGAGCGGAGGCAUUGUGAGGAGGGAGGACACAUACCCUCUGACCCGCCACCAGGCCCAGCUGCUGCUCUUUGUUUCCACUGUAAGCAAACGGCUGGAGCUGCUGUGUAACCCCCAGCUUUUCUCAGCCAUCUGUGAACUGUCUCAGGAUGAUCUGGUGGUGGUGAGGAACAAGAAGGGUCACAUGCCUGGACUGGUGAAGAACCUGAUGCAAAUUGGGAGGAAGGAGAACAAAGAUGACCUGCAGAUGCUUGGCUUUGAGGUGGAAUUUGUGGACAGUGAUCGCAAUUUGCCAUCCAAAAAGCCUGCUCCUUUGCCCCUCUUCAGCGCAGCAGAUAUUGUCCAGGUUGUCCCAUCUUAUUCGGUUCCUCUAGGGCUGAGUUGGAAAGAUGGCCAGUGUGGGACUCUAAACAGAAAAGCAGUGACUCGUAUCAACUCCAUGCCGAAUAUAGGAUCAAGAGCAAGACAAGUGAGAGAGAGACAAACAGAGCCCAGUGUCACUCAGAGCCAGCGCUCCAGCAUUUGUCCUGUGCCUUUGGAGGUUGGAUCCAUGGUGGAGGUGGCUUCCAACACAGGGGUCAUAGUGUAUGGGGUCGUCCGGUGGUUGGGGGUCCCUGCAGGGAAGGCCGUUGAAUGGGCUGGUAUUGAACUGGAUUAUGAGGUCAGCGGCUGCUCUGAUGGGAAGUAUGGAAGCCAGAGAUAUUUCACCUGCAAAGGUAACCGGGCCCUCUUUGUUCCUACUACAAAGUGCAGCCCUGAUAGCAGGUUCGACUGCUUGUCAACAGGAGAUGAGGUCCCACAAUCUACUGAAACACCUCCAGUUCCUCCUUUUGAGGACUCGGAGGAGGAUGCACCACCUAUCCCUGAAUCCAAGGCUUUGACAUUAUUAGUGGGGAAAAUGAAAGGGAUUCAGGGACACAUCAAUUCCUGUUACCUUGAUGCCACACUCUUCAGUUUGUUCAGCUCUGCUGUGACCCUGGAUGAUAUCUGCCGGAGGCCUGAUGACACAGAGAAACCCAUAACCUGUACUCUUAAGAAAAUAGUCAACCGUUUACGCAGACAAGGUUUUGUGCCUGCUCAAAAUGUGAUGGAUUUCCGUACACAACUUGGCUGUGACACCUUCCAAACAGAUGAAAAAGACCCAGAAGAGUUCAUCACAGUCCUUUUCCAGAAGGUGCUUUGUAUGGAGCCUCUGCUCAAGCUCAAAUCAGGAUGUGAAACAUCUCAGGGUGCCUACACCUUCCAGAUCUUUCUGGAAAAAGAGCAGAUGGGACAGCUGCCCACUGUUCAACAGCUUCUUGAUGCAUCCUGCAUGUCAGGUGACCUUAAGUUUGAAGAGAUGCCGUCCUGUUUAAUGGUUCAAAUGCCAAGGUUCGGAAAUAAGUAUAAGAUGUUUUCACAUAUCAUCCCCUCCACUGAGUUGGACAUCACAGAUCUUCUCUACAACUCCCCAAGGGAAUGCUUCAUCUGUGGAAAUCUGGCCGAGUAUGAGUGUCUUCAGUGUUUACCAGAUCGCAAACUGCAGCCAGGGAGAAUCAAACAGUACUGCCCCACCUGCAACAUACAGGUGCACACCCAUCCCUUGCGGCUGGAUCACUCCCCGAAAGCUCUAGCAGUUCCAGCAGAUGUUGCUGCGGACGCUUCUGUGCCCAGGCACAUGAUGCAGCUGUUUGCAGUGCUCUGUAUUCAUACCAGUCACUAUGUGUCCUUUGUCAAAUAUGGCCCAGAUCCUCACUCAUGGCUCUUCUUUGACAGCAUGGCAGAUAGAUGUGGGGAUGAUCAACAUGGCUACAAUAUCCCAGAGAUCCGGGCUUGUCCAGAGCUGGGUGACUUCCUGUCCAUGCCAGAGGAAGAGCUGGCUCGAGCUAACCCUACACAGGCUCCUGAAUUAGUGCAAAGGCUGCUUUGUGACUCCUACAUGUUUUUAUAUCAGAACCCGACCAAGCCAUUUUCAAAGACAAACCAUCAGGCGUAAAGGUCUGUAAGGACGAGGACACAAUGUUCCCAUAACAGCCCCUAAGUAACCUUGCGUCUCUGCUGAAUCAGUAACAUUUUGUGUUUGUUAUUGCAUCCAUACAGCAGGAACUGAAACGGAUGUUUAUAACAUCAGUGAGAUAAACAAUACUAUUGAAGAGAAAAACAGUCUUGUACUGUAGUAAUGGUGGUGUUGAUAUAAGGAGAGAAACAGCAGUUGAGUUUAUUGAAUGUCUUAAUGAUAUUACACUGAUUAUUUAUUCCAGGAAUUUUAAAGGAACUCGAGUAUUUUAUUAUUUGUAUUGCGUUGUGUUGUGUGUUUGCAUGUUGUUUAAUAAAUUAAAGUCUUCUUAAAUA
Molecule: messenger RNA, 2820 nt
Organism: Cheilinus undulatus (humphead wrasse)
Lineage: Eukaryota; Metazoa; Chordata; Actinopteri; Labriformes; Labridae
Gene: cyld2
Product: cylindromatosis (turban tumor syndrome), b
Exons: 15
Coding region: 329-2464 (711 amino acids)
Biological process (GO): protein K63-linked deubiquitination
Cellular component (GO): cytosol
Molecular function (GO): K63-linked deubiquitinase activity; cysteine-type deubiquitinase activity
Source: RefSeq, a predicted model, not a curated record